Messenger RNA from Eleginops maclovinus (Patagonian blennie), 5694 nucleotides. It is a transcript of the gene wapla, whose product is annotated as WAPL cohesin release factor a. NCBI's taxonomy places the organism in Eukaryota, Metazoa, Chordata, Actinopteri, Perciformes, Eleginopidae. The record is from RefSeq and is a predicted model, not a curated record. The transcript is spliced from 20 exons. Bases 310 to 3831 code for a protein of 1173 amino acids.
AGGAUCGAGGAGGGAGGGGAUAUUUUAAUGGCCGUCAGUAGCACUACGAAAUGCAAAAAGUGUGAAUUAACCACUAUACUUAGACACUACUAGCCACGGCUGCGUGUUGGCGUCCUCUCUUUGGUAACGAGCAUUGCUUUUGAGACACAUUGGUGUUGGACACGUGUUUCAAGUGUUGUUUAAACGGACUUUACCCGCUUGAUUUGUAACCGAGUGGGAGAUCAGGCCUAGCCGGCUGGCUAACAAACAAGCGGACGUUCAGCUAGUCGCCGGAGUUGAAAGGGAACAUGUAACAUAAAACAACCAAUCAUGACAUCCAGAUUUGGUAAAACAUACAACCGCAAGGGAGGGGAGGCCAAUUCGAGAUUUGACGAGGUCUUCAACAAUAAAAAGCCCACCCUGACCACCAAAUGGGGGGAGACCACCUACAAGGCUCAGUUGGGUGCCAAAAGGCCUGUUUUAAAACAGGAAGUUUCUGAGCUUUCCAAGAGGCCCAAGCUUGAGGACAGCGACAGUGAUGAAGACCCAUUUGGAUUUGACAGUGACGAUGAGUCCAAGACUGUAACCACUCAAAGUGUGUCCCAGGCUGGAGUCAAAGAAGGGGCCGUGUCAAAGACAACUACAGUGCAGAGGAGUGGGACUGCCACUGUGGUUUCAUCUGCACAGGGCUCUGCAAGCUCAACAGCCUUAUUAACAACCAAGCAAACAUCUGAAGAGAGGGUUGUUAAAAAUAACCAGCCCUGGCUCAAAAGUACAUCAGAUAGCAACCAAAAACCUGCAUGCAAGGCCUCUUUGGUAAACAGAGUCCCAUCUGGUAAUCAGAAUGUCUCAGUGUACCAGAGGCCCAUCUCCUCCUCUCCUAAUGUAGUCACCAAUCUCCAACUGUCCACUAAUGCACCAGGCGGUAGCAGAGACUGCCACACCACUUCCUCUUAUGAUGAAAUGCCUUCGGAAGAAUUCCAAAAUGCUGAGCUAGAGCCUCCACCAGAACCAGUGGACAACAUUCCCCCAUCCCCAUUUAUCCUGAGGGCCUCAAGCUGCAAGAAAUACCAGCGACCCACCAAGGCUAACAAAACGUCCUCUGAACCGGCUGAGAACAACAGCAACAAGCCCACUGAAACGGCGAAUGCCCAAGAUAAACCCAACAGUGUCCUUUCUGCUAACGCAAGUGGUACUGCUGCCAAAGCUAAAACAGCAGCCAAGCCAGCAGGGAGGGGCGCCGGGAGGGUACGGGACUACACAGUUCUGCACCCUUCCUGUCUGUCGGUGUGCAACGUCACCAUCCAGGACUCAAUUGAGCGGAGCAUCGAUGAGAUGGUCACCCCAGCUGCCCCUGCUGACCUUGGAGAGGCAGGCCAGAUGAAGAAGAAAUCUGACACUCCCCCACCCAAACCUACCAGGUUCAGACCCACCCAGACAAAGACCAAGAAGACCAAGGCGGAGACCAAGCUAGAGUUCUUUGGCUUUGAGGACAAAGAGGAGCAGGGGGCCGAGGAGGGCUCAGAAGCUGGGAAGAGUAGCUACAAGAUCAAGUACUUUGGCUUUGACGACCUGAGCGAGAGUGACAGCGAUGAUGACGAAUCUCACGCCAAAGAGAAGAAGGCCAAGAAGGCGGCUGCAGCCUUAGCGGCUCUGAGCUCCGGUGUGGACAGCCCGCAUACCAGUGACUCUCAGGACAGCCAGGCCAGCAGCAAUACAGAGGCUUUUGACUUUUCUGAUGACUCCUGCACCGAGGGACAAAAAGGACGCCCAGGGAAGGCAGGUGACAAGUCCAAGGAUAAUGGAAGUGGACUAAAAAAGAUCUUCAGUGGACCCAAAAAGUCCCCCGCUAAGGCCGUGUACAACGCUCGCCACUGGAACCAACCCGAACCUGAGGAGGUACCUGUGCCUCCCCUUUCCCGUGCUCAAACUGCUCCGGCUAUUUUAUCGAGCAGCAGCAAAGACAGCAACUCCCAUAAAGAUGAUGGCUUGUUCAAAGCCCCCCCACCGCCGCCCAAAGUCAUUAAGUCGGAGACCCUCCCCACGCGACUCAACCAGGAUAUUGUAACUGCGCUCAAAUGCAGGAAGGAGCACAAGGAGCUGUACACGGUGGUGCAGCACGUGAAGCACUUCAAUGACGUGGUGGAGUUUGGAGAAAAUCAAGAGUUCACCGACGAUUUUGAGUACCUGGAGACGGGGCUUAAGAGCAGCCAGCCACUCAACACGAGAUGCCUUAGUAUAAUCAGCCUGGCCACACGCUGUGCCAUGCCCGGCUUCAGGAUGCACCUGCGGGCCAGAGGGAAAGUGGCACAAGUCUUCAAAAUGCUCAGUGAUGCUCCACAACACCCGAACCUGGGUCUGUGCACGGCUUCCCUGAUGUACAUUCUGAGUCGGGAUCGUCUUAACAUGGAUCUGGACAGGGCCUGUCUGGAGCUUAUGAUCAAGCUGCUGGAGCUGGACCAGGACUACUCGGCACAUCAGGAUCAGCUCACUCCGAAGGAGGUGGAAAAGGUCAAGGAGAAGAUCAGGAAGCUGUGUGAGACCGUGCAUAACAAGCACCUGGACCUGGAGAACAUCACGACGGGCCACCUCGCCAUGGAAACUCUGCUCUCUUUAACCUCCAAGAGAGCGGGGGAUUGGUUCAAAGAGGAGCUGAGACUUCUGGGAGGUUUGGACCACAUUGUAGACAAAGUGAAAGAGUGUGUGCAGAACCUGAGCCAAGAGGAUGACAAGGAGAACCUGGUUGCAGCUUUAUGGGGAGCGGAGCGCUGUCUGAGAGUACUUGAAAGUGUGACAGUGCAGAACCCAGAAAACCAGGCUUACUUGAUUGCCUACAAAGAAUCGCAACUCAUCGUCUCUUCCGCGAGAGCUUUGCGGUACUGUGAAGAUAUGAUUCAGCGAUACAGCAGGGCGCUGAACAACAGCUCUCUGUCAUUGUCGGGGGCAACGCUGCCCCACUGCAGCUUCAGUAACGUGGGCAAGGCUGUGGAGGACUGCAUGAGGGCCGUCAUAGGAGUACUGCUCAACCUUACCCACGACAAUGAGUGGGGCAGCACUAAGACGGGAGAGCAGGAACAGCUUACCGCUACUGCUUUGAAUUGCAUCCUCCGAGUUCCACGCUACAUCCCCCAGGAGCAGCGCUUCGACGUGCGAGUACUGGGUCUGGGGCUACUUAUUAACCUCGUGGAGUACAGCUCCAGAAACCGCCACUGCCUGGUGGACAUGGAGUACAUAGUGGACGAGAGCUUUCUGGAAGACAGCCUGGUGCAGCCGGCUGACCCAACACAAGCAGAGACAGCGACAGCACCACCUCCCGCUGCUGAGACUCAGGGAGAGGAUCCUGUCAAGCCCAAGCCCUCUGGUGCUCUGGCUGCCCUGGUGCAGUUCUUACUUGAGAGGGAGCGCGCCGCCAUCCUUGCUGAGGCCAAGACUGACGACCUCAUCAGCGAGGCACCAAAGCCGGCACUCGACAAAAGCGGAGAGUGGAAGGAGACGUCGGGGGAGAUACAGUGGGUGGCAGCCGAACCCAACGACAGCCAAGCGGAGACGAAAGAGGAUGAGAAGAAAGAGGAGGAAGAUGAAGAGUUGGAUCUGAAUAAAGCUCUGCAGCACGCAGGCAAGCAUAUGGAGGACAGCAUUGUUGCCUCCUACACCGCUCUGCUGCUGGGCUGCCUUUGCCAGGGAAGCCAGAUAAAUGUGACUACUGUGAGACAGCAUCUACCUAAAGGGGACUUCUCCAUCAUGACAGAAAUGCUGAAGAAGUUCUUGAGCUUCAUGAACCUCACCUGUGCGAUGGGCACCACGGGACAGAAGUCCAUCACUCGGGUCAUCGACUACCUGGAGCACUGUUAACAGACAGCCAGACCGGGAACUCACAGUCUGCACAUUAAAGGGACCCCAGUCUGCUGUGGUGCCCCCCGUCCCCAACAGGAACCACAGGGGGGGGGGGGGGUCAUUGGAGAUUCAGCAGCGUUCCUCUGACUUCACCAGAUCACUCUGAAUUGUUACCGAUGAGGGCGUGAACACACAAAUAGAAAAAAAGUUCCCCUCCCUCUCCGGAGCACAGCCUGAACCAAAGCCCUGCUAGCUGACAGACAUCACAUUUCUUCAGUUCCACAUUUCAGAGUAAGCAGAUUCAUCCUCAGACUCCUGGGAAUCAGGCAGAGGCUAGCGUGUCCUAAUACUCUGGAAACACCUUCUAUGAUAAUGGACUCACCACAGACUUGUUCUUCAAACAUCUUUAGGAGGUUUAACGGUCUGCCACCUGCUCUCAUUCCCGGUCACUUAGCCUCAGUGUAAACCUCUGAAUGAAAUUUAAUGGAUCAUUACAUUUUAAUCUCAUCCACAUCAAAGCCAAGGAUGAAAUCAUUGAUAAGCAUGAAAAACAAUCAUUUUCAUGGAUGUUAGGAUGACGUGUCUGUGUGUAAACCCGUGUGGAAUGAUUUUGGACGCUUAGCUCAAUGUUUGCAGUUGGCUUGAAUGUUGAAGGGACGCAGAGUUUUUAAAAAAUAUUUAGAUUUUUAUGUUUUAAUUGUGCCCGUUAAUUUUGUGAAACGGUGCGGGUUAGCAAGUCGCGUAGCUCUCUUAUAUGUUUUUAGAUUAAUUUUUUUCUUCAGGGCAUUUUUUUCUCACCCAACUCAUGAAUGACUGUUAAAGACAUGCUGGCUUUGAUAGGGGGGGGGGCCUUUAUUUGACCAAUAAAGGCCCUUUGGAAAUUUCAUGCUAUGAGGACUUUUAAAUGUCUUUCUUACAAAUCAUUAAUUGGAUCUUAUUUUACUUUGUUGAUUCUAUUUAAAUUCUAAUACAAUCAAGAGUAAGAACAGUAUGCAUUGAAACUCACAGGUAUAACAGAUGUGAUGAAUUACUCGUGAUGGUUGUGCUUCCUUUUUGAAUUUGAAAUGAAGUUAUUUUUCUUUUUAAAUGUAUUUAAUUUAACGCUUUCUCCUCCCUUUUGUAAAUGUAAACGUUUUUACCUAGUGAGAUGCCAUUUGUGUCUAAAGAUUCCCAUCCUGUUUCAUUUAAAUAAACCCCAUGUGACACAGCUCAGUGGCUGGACAUAGUAACAUGUAUGUGACAGAUUCGCUGUGAUUUAAUUUCCGCUUUUUUAAUCAAAAAAUGUUGAGAAAUUCACGUUUUUUUUCUCACGUUAAUUGCAUGGGGAUGACGACACGUUUCUGUAUGUCCAGCCACGUGUAGCUUCGUGUUUUAGUGUAAUUGUACCACGAUGUGUCUGCAUAUGAAAGCAUUCAUUAAGCUCCCAUUAAUUUAUUCUUUUGGUGUCAUUGUACCUGUAAUGAUGCACAUGGAUCUUCAAAGCGCCUCUGUCUUGUACUGCUCACAUGUAGGAUCACUGAUUUGAAACAGCCAUACCUGUAUAAGCAGAUUAGUUGUAUCUGGUUUGUAGGGCUGCAGUGAACACAACUGUUUACUGUGACUGAUUACUUUGCAAAAUUCUGGUCUGAAUGGAAUUUUAGAUUGUAAAUACUUCUGUACAUAGCGAUUAAUGGACAUUUAAAAAAAAUGCUUAGACUACUUUUUUCCCUGAAGCUGAUAUUUUUAUUUUAUACAAUAUUUCUGGGUUGUCAUUUGGAAAAACUUAAAAUCGCAGGAAGUGGAGAUAAAAAAAAAAAGUUUGUACUCGUUUCAAGGACACCGUCUUUGGUUACAUGUAAAUAAUUGUAUCUGGAAAAAGAAAAAAAAAGUUGCUACUUUCAA